Dufourea novaeangliae is the source of this 2095-nucleotide messenger RNA. RefSeq names its product ring canal kelch homolog (gene kel). The record is from RefSeq and is a predicted model, not a curated record. Bases 214 to 2079 code for a protein of 621 amino acids. The transcript is spliced from 10 exons. Lineage: Eukaryota; Metazoa; Arthropoda; Insecta; Hymenoptera; Halictidae. Gene Ontology annotation, molecular function: protein binding.
GGUUUUCGUUGUGGAACUUUGUUAUCUUUUUUUCUUUUGACAAUAUCAAACGACGGAUACAUGUCUGUACAUACAUGUCGUUAUACCGCAACGAAGCAGCGAACCGAUAACGUGAAGUCGACUAAUGUGUCGAGAAUCUUUCCACAUCUCUAACACGAGUUACACUAGGCCGCAUUAUCUUGACUUUAUUAAGGAUUUCGUAAAACAGCAAAAAUGGAGUUGGCGGGACAGGCUCAGGUGCAAAAUUCAUCCAACACUAAUGAUGGCUCUGAAAACAAGGGAAGUUGCUUGUUACUACGAUAUGCUAGUCAGAAUUCUUUGGACGAGAGUUCCCAGAAACAUAUACCACGGGAAAGUGGAAAAGAUAAACCACCUUACAGGAAUCAUCACCACACAAAUAGGGCUUUUGACGUUAUCAAUGAAAUGAGAAAGAAAAAUUUAUUAUGCGAUGUAAUAUUGGUGGCUGAUGGAGGAAUGGAAGUACCUGCACAUAAAAUGGUUCUUGCUGCCUGUAGUCCUUAUUUUUAUGCUAUGUUUACAAGUUUUGAGGAACGAGAUCAAGAAAGAAUAACAUUGCAAGGCGUAGACUACUCUGCGCUAGAAUUAUUGGUAGAUUAUGUAUACUCUGCAGAGGUACACGUAACUGAAGAUAAUGUACAAGUGCUGUUGCCAGCUGCAAAUCUUUUACAAUUAACUGAUGUCCGUGAUGCAUGUUGUGACUUUUUACAAGCUCAGUUACAUCCAUCAAAUUGUUUAGGAAUUCGUGCAUUUGCUGAUCUUCAUGGGUGUUUAGAAUUAUUAUCACAUGCAGACACUUACAUCGAACAACACUUUUCGGAAGUAGUAGAUGGUGAUGAAUUUUUAACAUUAACACCACAGCAAGUUGCUAAAUUAAUCUGUAGUGACCGUUUAAUGGUACCUUCAGAAGAAAAAGUAUUUGAAUGUGUGAUAUCUUGGGUACACCAUGAUUUAGAAAAAAGACAAACACAUUUAGCUCAAUUAAUGGAACAUGUACGGUUACCCUUGCUGUCACAGGAGUACUUAGUUCAACGUGUGGAGGAAGAACCACUUCUGAAAGCAAAUUUACAAUGCAAGGAUUUCUUGAUUGAAGCUCUGAAAUAUCAUUUACUUAAAGGAGAGCAAAAAUCGUUAUUUAAAACACCUCGUACAAAACCUAGACAGCCCAGGGGGUUACCUAAAGUGUUGUUAGUGGUUGGUGGACAAGCUCCCAAAGCAAUUAGGAGUGUUGAAUGUUAUGAUUUUAAGGAAGAAAAAUGGUAUCAAGUAUCGGAGUUACCUACACGUCGUUGUAGAGCAGGUUUAUCCGUUCUUGGUGGCCGUGUGUAUGCUGUUGGUGGAUUUAAUGGAUCUCUGAGAGUACGAACAGUUGAUAUUUAUGAUGCUGCUACAGAUCAAUGGUCACCUUGUCCAGAAAUGGAGGCUAGAAGAUCAACGCUUGGUGUGGCGGUUCUUGGAAAUUACAUUUAUGCUGUUGGUGGAUUUGAUGGUUCGACUGGUUUAAAUUCCGCCGAAGUGUAUGAUCCAAGAACUCAUGAAUGGAGGCUGAUUGCACCAAUGUCAACACGUAGAAGUAGUGUUGGUGUGGGUGUUGUUAAAGGAUUACUGUAUGCUGUUGGUGGUUAUGACGGAGCGUCUCGGCAAUGUCUUUCCAGUGUUGAAUGCUACAAUCCAGAAAAAGACCAAUGGAAACCGACACCUGAUAUGUCUGCUCGCCGUAGUGGGGCUGGUGUUGGUGUUCUAGAUGGAAUUCUGUAUGCUGUAGGAGGUCAUGAUGGUCCUUUGGUCAGGAAAAGUGUGGAAGCUUUCAACCCAGACACUAAUCAGUGGACUCCAGUCAGUGAUAUGGCCUUUUGCCGUAGAAAUGCUGGUGUUGUCGCAAUAAAUGGACUCCUGUACGUGGUGGGAGGCGAUGAUGGCGUAUCGAGCCUGGCAUCUGUAGAAGUGUAUUCACCGAGAACUGACAGCUGGACUACACUUCCAACAUGUAUGGGAAUUGGUCGCAGCUAUGCAGGGGUUGCAAUAAUUGACAAACCAAUGCCGUCUACGACAUCGAUGUGAGGAUUGCAAUCCGCUG